AUGUUGUCAAUUUUUCGAAAUACAUCUUUUUACGAUUCCCUUCCAUCCUUCGAGGAGCAGUGCCGUCAAGCUCUAAGUGAUGAAGUUUUAACAAAACUGGUUGCUGACAACCGCUCACCUCGUAAAACUGAAUUGUCAUCUAUCUUAAAGGGCGAAGAAGAGGUUGGAAAUGAAAGCAGAAACGACGUUGACGAAUAUUUAUUACAUCAACAUCUCCGACAUGAAAUUGCAAUGUUAUUAUUGCGCGAAGUACAAGAGCAGUGGAAAAAGAAGCUAACAAGCUCUUUGAAUACGUCACAAGUGAAGUGGGUGGUGAAAGUCUCAUGUAGUGGACAGUACCCGAAAGAAAUUGCUGAACGUGCUGAUCAGGAGCUUAGCAAGUUGGGUUCAGAACAAGCAGCGGAAGUUCGCUUCUGUUACUUGUCGGAGACUCUUCUUGCUGGAGCCACGAGCAUACAGCCUGUCCAAAGCUUUGAGAAGAAACCGCUUCUUGGCAUUUUCUCGACGUUUUACGAAGCAGUAUUAUCAAAUGAAAAAGUGCGACUUCCUUGGAUAGAGAAUCAUCUCGUUAUUCUGGGAGAUGUUCUAGACAAGUGUGCUUCUAUCGAUGCUUCCUCUGAGCGCACAUCUCUUACUCCGGCUUUCGUGCAAGUGUUGUCUAAUAUGCUCCAAAAAGACCCCAACUCUGAUCUGUCGAAACAACUGUGCUCGCUGCUAGCCGGUCGUUUACUCUUCCUACCUUCGUGGCUGCGUUGCGCACAGGCACCGAGUGGUCUUAUCCUGAGCUUUGCUCCCAUUUUGCAACAUCUGAAAGACUAUGUUGAUGCGGAGGUAAUGCAUUGCGCAAUGCGUGAUAGUGUCGGAACGAUCUUGCGACCCUCUCUUAUCGACGACUUGCAUGACUUUUAUGCCAUUGCCGUGCAGUCAACGGAUCGUUUGGCGCAGACUGCUCUUACCUGGACUGGAAAGCAAUCAGUUGAAAGACGCGAUCGUUUGCACAGCCUUGUUCCAUUGGCUCGACGAGAGGACAUAUUUCACAAAGCUUUGAUGAUUGUUUGCAACUAUGCUGAUGCCGAAACGCAUAUCGAGGCGAUUUCAUCAUCCAUGUAG
Molecule: messenger RNA, 1110 nt
Organism: Strongylus vulgaris
Lineage: Eukaryota; Metazoa; Nematoda; Chromadorea; Rhabditida; Strongylidae
Source: the annotation of a GenBank genome assembly